Molecule: messenger RNA, 1265 nt
Organism: Syngnathoides biaculeatus (alligator pipefish)
Lineage: Eukaryota; Metazoa; Chordata; Actinopteri; Syngnathiformes; Syngnathidae
Product: endonuclease domain-containing 1 protein-like
Exons: 2
Coding region: 57-1001 (314 amino acids)
Molecular function (GO): hydrolase activity; metal ion binding; nucleic acid binding
Source: RefSeq, a predicted model, not a curated record
CUGGGUUGAAACCGUCACCCGUCUGCCUGCAUAUAAAGGAAACCCCGACGAUCUUUAUGCAUCUCUGCCUACCAGACUUGUGCAGUAUGUCUCAUUCACGCAACACGUGUUCCUCUAUUUUAGCUUUCUUUCUGCUCCUUAGCAGGAUUGACAGUUUAGUCUUUGGAGAACUCGACUUGGACUUCUCCAAGUGCCGUGAUUUUUUUUAUAAGAAAAUGCCACCAAAGGGUCUAAAUGGAGUGGGAUACCAGUCUAUAUGCCAGCGUUUUGAAAACCAGUACCGAUUUGCCAGCUUGUACCACCGUCAGAAUCGCACGCCUUUGUAUUCUGCGUACAUAAUCAGCUCUGCGGAUGGGAAACGUCCCAAUUCAACCUGGAUGUAUGAGCCACAGUUGGCAUUUUCCAACGCUGAGCCAGAAAUGAAACCAUUCGAUGACACACCACUGGAUCAGAAUGUUAUCGAAAGUCAAGCAGUGCUGCAGGACUACAAGAAUUCCAACUACACCAGGGGCCAUCUCAAUCCGAGCAUGCACCAGAAGACAAGUGAAGACCGUGCAGCUACGUUCACCCUGACCAAUAUUGUCCCUCAGAAAGCGGGCUCCAAUUCGGGUCCCUGGAAUUCCUUGGAGAAACAAGUGCUCAGGAAGUUCAAGGCCUUCUGUGAGGGCCCCAUGUAUGUUAUCACAGGGGCUUUGCCUUAUGCAAAUGGUGCUCAGUGGCUCAACAACAGGGUAUCUAUCCCGGAAUACAUGUGGUCUGCCUACUGCUGUCCAUUCUAUAAGGCCAAGCUCCCUCGGGAUGUGCGGCCCCUGUUUCCAACAUACGCCGCUGUUGGCAGAAACGAUCGCGACAGCGGUGAGGAGAUUGUGUCCGUGAACCCCAAAGCGAGACUCUCACUACGGGGCUACGAUGUGAGGAAGAUGCCCCUGCAAACCCUGGAGAGCAUCCUGGCACAAAGGCUGGCGAUGCCCAUCAGUUUGUUUGAUGGCCAGUGUCAGUAACUUUGCAUACUGUCUUCAUCUGGUUCUGUGGUUAUGGGCUUUAAUCAAUAAUGUAAUCAAAUUAAUCUCUUCUAUGUUGCUUAUCUCAAUAGUUUUUGAAUGUAACAUGACGGAAAAUUUGUUGUAGUUUUGAUCUUCCAAUAAAUCUGAGCUGCAAAGGGCCAAGUUAUUUUUUUCCCCCUACAUUUGUAUCCCACCCACUCCAUUGAUUUUCAUGAGCAACUGCCUAACCAUUUGUAUUGUGUAGUGUAUUUACUUAAGAUC